UGCAAGAAGUGCGUGAGUCUGUCUGAGCAUGUGCUGCUGCUGCUGCAGUGGAAGUAAAAUGUGUCAAUUUCCAAUCGGAGAGCAGAGACAUCGUGGAGGAGAAGCCGGGGACAGCAGACGAGCAGCAGACGGCCGCCGCGACAUCCUGGACAACCUCUCCGCGUGAUGUGUUUGAUCCGCCGGCCUGUGCGCUGAGAGAGACACCGCAGAGCUCAAUCCGAAGACCUGAGAUCGCACCAGCACAGACAGAAGAUCUGAUUGAAAAUAAGAGGAAGGAUGGUGACCUUGGAAACCCCAGAGGCUCCUGUACCGCUGACGGCGCUGUCACGCUGGUACCUCUACGCCAUCCAUGGCUACUUCUGCGAGGUCAUGUUCACAGCCGCCUGGGAGUUUGUGGUGAACUGCAACUGGAAAUUCCCCGGCGUGACCAGCGUGUGGGCGCUCUUCAUCUACGGCACCUGCAUCCUCAUUGUGGAGCGGAUGUACCUGAAGCUGCGCGGCCGCUGCCCGGUGCUGCUGCGCUGCAUCAUCUACACAUUAUGGACGUACCUGUGGGAGUUCGGCACGGGGCUGCUGCUGCGCCAGUUCAACGCCUGCCCCUGGGACUACUCCGAGUUCCGCUACAACUUCAUGGGACUGAUCACGGCCGAGUACGCUGUGCCCUGGUUCUGCGCCUCCUUCAUCGUAGAGCGCUUGGUCAUCCGCAAAACUCUGAGGCUGCGCUUCCACGAGGGGCCCGAGGACGGUUGGUCGAACCAUCGGUUGGAUGCUGGGGGCGGAGGAGGGGCAGGAGGAACUGUGGGGGGUGGGAGGAGGAGGGAGAGGAGCAGAGGGAUGGGAAAUGAUGCUAACGGCUACCUUAAAGGGGAAUGAAUGAAUGAUGAAGAAAGAACACAAUCUGAAACCAGCCCAAUCGCCCUGCUACACCUCUUCUACCCUCCUCAGCCACUUUUCAUAAGCAGUCCUCCCCCCUAACUGUAUGGGGGAGACAAACAGACAGCUGGGCUGGUGUGCAGAGGUGUACAGAGUAUCAGAACAGCCAGACAACGAAACCUAACUGGGACUUCAAAUGCCCAAAUCACUCGCUGUGCCCUCUACUGUCAACAGAGGCACUCCAUGCUGCUGUGUUCGCUGCAUCUCAUAACGCCCCCACCCAUUUCCAUGUGGGGUUGACCUUAAGGAGAUGAGGAUAUCUCCUGUCCCACAGACUGCAAGAACUCGGGAUAUAAAAAAAAAAACAAAAGAUCUGCAAAAAUGAGUGUUAUCAUCCUGCGAAGGAACAAAUUCAAGAACAACAUUUCUGUUUUUCUGAAAGCAGAGUACUCGCUGCAUAGAAAUCAUCACAAAAAGUAGCUACUGCAGCUGUUCUUUUUAAAAUGUACAUAUUGUCCUUUAGUAUUAUUCAAAGUACUGUAGUAAUGUAGCUACAAGAAGCUCUUUAAGAACAUACUGUCCACCAUGAGGCAAUGCUCCAUGUGUCAGGCUACAUCAUGACGAAUGUUUUUCUGCAGUUAGUGAAUACCCACAAUUCCUGGAAAAAAAAAAGUGCAUGAAAAGAAGUUGUCUUCCAAUAUAAUCUACAUUUUUACAGAGCUCAUUCAGCAGUAACACUGAACGUCUCUUCAGGCAGUCUGCUGCUUGUAUGUGUG
Messenger RNA from Chelmon rostratus (copperband butterflyfish), 1649 nucleotides. It is a transcript of the gene tmem229b, whose product is annotated as transmembrane protein 229B. The record is from RefSeq and is a predicted model, not a curated record. Bases 277 to 873 code for a protein of 198 amino acids. The transcript has 2 exons. Lineage: Eukaryota; Metazoa; Chordata; Actinopteri; Chaetodontiformes; Chaetodontidae.